AUGAAUAAUCAUACAAAGUCAAUACUACCUUUUGGAUUAUUUAUUUCUAUGGGUCAUUUAACAUCAAUAUUUAGUCUUUUAUGUAUUUUAAUUCUUAUUCUUAUUAUUUUAUUUUUAAUAUUUAUUAAACAAAAAGAUAAUUAUAUUAGUGAUGAACAUGAAUUACCAAGUGAUAUGAGUACAAAUAUUAAUGAACGAAAAUCAUUAGAAUUUCAUCGAUCAAAAAAAUAUUCAUCAACAUCAAAUAAUCAACAAUAUCCAUCGAUAAGUUCAUUUCAAAUUGAAAUCGAUGAACAUAAUAUUCGUUCAACUACAAAUUUACUUUCGUCAAAAUAA
Rotaria sordida is the source of this 336-nucleotide messenger RNA. The record is from the annotation of a GenBank genome assembly. NCBI's taxonomy places the organism in Eukaryota, Metazoa, Rotifera, Eurotatoria, Philodinida, Philodinidae.